Molecule: messenger RNA, 2065 nt
Organism: Amorphotheca resinae ATCC 22711
Lineage: Eukaryota; Fungi; Ascomycota; Leotiomycetes; Helotiales; Amorphothecaceae
Exons: 2
Coding region: 70-1677 (535 amino acids)
Biological process (GO): attachment of GPI anchor to protein
Cellular component (GO): GPI-anchor transamidase complex
Source: RefSeq, a predicted model, not a curated record
CCGGGGUAGCAGGCCACGACGGCUCUCUUCGAUACGUUGUCAAAUGCCACCACAAGCAACUCGGUCGCCAUGCCCGCAGAGACGCAACUGUCAGCAGCACAAGAUCCUACAGUCAAGGAUCAAGGUAAUCAUGUUGCGCCUGCGAACGCGGUAGAUGUCGCGUCGGCAAGGAAAGAACCACCUCCUGAGCGGCCAGAAAGUAUACGAUUGCGAUACUUGGUCCUCUCCUCUUUCUGGGCCAUUAUAAUCUUUCUGGGUCUGCCAAUAUGGUGGAAGACAACGUCAAUAUACAGGGCGCCUCUCCCAAUGGAUGAGAUGAUGGAUUGGGCAGAUGGCAGAGCGUGUAGACCAGUCUUCCCACUCCGAAUAUCUAUCGAGGCCGAUUCCCUCCAAGAUCACGAAGCACAGAAUCUUCUGCGGACUACUCAACAUGCUCUAGACGACUUGAAUGACUUCUCCGCACAUCAUCUUCGACUGCAGCUCUCCCCGCCUGCCAAUGCCUCAUCAAACGCGAAUGAACUGUCGACUACAGCUGCGGAUGAAGAGCUAGCGCUGACUAUCAGGCUAUUGAAGGGCGAUUCAAUCCAAGCAGAUCUCCAGAAAUACUCUCCAAUACUGGACAUCUAUUAUACCCCGAACCAAAUACCGACCAGCUCCUCGUCCUCGUCCUCAUUGGCCACAUUCAUUGCGAAUACACUAAGGCAGAUUUUCGCUGAGGAACAGGCCAUGAUUGCCUAUCUCCUCUCUACAAGUUCUGCACCGCCAGAACGGAGCCCGAAAGCUCUUGCCCCAAAUGUGGCAGAGUCCCUAGCGAAAUGGACUACGCGAUCCAUGAAAUACUCGAGAACAUACCAUUUGACUUUCUCGCUCUUCACGCCGACCGCCACCCCUUCGAGCUGGGAUAUCGAGGCCGCAUUGGAGGAUCACAUGAAGCCAUUGCUCCAAAGCUUCUCGGCGAUAAGCAAUUUUACAAUUGAUACACAGGUUCAGUUGUACGCGACUCCAGGGGUUAGCGGGAACAUCUUAAAGAAAGAAGAUCUGAGUGGGUUCAUCAAUGCUGCAGAGUGGCCUUUGAGCCCGAGCAUUGGUGGGGCUCCCACGAUCAAUUUCAUUGUGUACGUGGGAGAUAUGGAGGUCGAAGGCGGCGGAAAGAGUUGGCUCAUCCCUCAAUGGGGCGGAGUCGUCAUCCAAUCUGACGUGUCUGAUCUCCGACCAGCCAUGCUCACCUUUUCCAACCAACUCAUGUCCUUACUGGGAGCUCCUGAAUCCGGCUCCCUUCCCUUGCGCCUGAUGACAUUGGUCCGCGUCCGCAGUGCAAGCUUACUGUUGAAAGCGAGUGGCACUUUGGGAAGUCUCGCUCGUCUAACGAUAGCCCUGCCAUCGAUAAGUAUUCCUCGAAGCGUAGCAGACGGAGUUUAUACGACUAUUGAACACCUCCGCAAGACAUGCGACGGGCUGGGCGGACAGGGAGGGUUGGAAAAUGCACGGAUUGCCGAGGAGGCGGCGGAGAAGGCCUUCUUCGAAAAGAGUAUGGUUGGCCAAGUAUAUUUUCCAGACGAACACAAGGUAGCAGUUUACCUGCCGUUGCUGGGUCCCAUUGGCGUCCCUCUCGUGAUGGGCGUGUUGAAGGAGGUGAAAGCGUGGAAGACGAGGCGGCGGACGAGUAAGCAGAGUUAAAAUAUACCCAAAAAUGCGUUCGGAUUCCUUUUCCAUAAAAAAUAGAAUUUUGCCUUCUCUUGAACGUUAUCCCUUCAUCUAUUACCGAGUCUAUAUCUCCCUAUCCUCACAUUGAGACUCACUAUCACGGGGUUUUUCUGAUUGGAGCUCGAUAUUGGAUCUCUAUAAAGGAAAUGGGAUGGAGUAGGAGAUAUGGGGAUGAGAUUCGGAAAGGCUAAGAUCCUGGACUAGAUAUGAUGACCGGGACAUUGGGAGACCGAACUUCUGUGGUAAUCCCUGAAAGCUGUCCUAUGGUUGCGGUUGAGCAGAGAGUGAAGAAUAGGGAAAGAUUAGAGGUCGUUAGAUAAGGUAUCCAGGAGGCCAAUUUCACCCCAGGAUUUUCCCAAGU